GGUCAAUUGGUAAGUCAGAUUCGUGUUUGCUAAGAUUCUAGCCACAUCCAUAAUCUGAAGCUACUCGUUGGUUUCAUUUUGUUCUUGGGUUUUAACACUUGUUGGUCUUUCACACGUGCUUGUUAAGGAAACCCCCGUGUAAUAGGGCUAAAAGAAAAGAGCUUUGUGUUUGCUAUAUAUAUAUAAUCAGCAAAACCCAGAAAUAUUUUGCAUCUGGGUCAAGCUAUAUUCGAAUAAAAAUCAAAAAAAAAAUUUAUAUUUUAUUUUUUAAUCUUGGGUGAAAUUCUAAUGGAGGAUGAUACUUGGAGCAUUGGUUUUUCUACUGCUUCACGGAGCUACCAAUCAACUUUAAAGACUCUGUCCGAUCUUUGUAUAGAUUUGGAGGAGGAGAUUGAAGGUGACGAUGAGUCAAAAACAGAAUAUCCAUGCCCAUUUUGUACAGAGGAUUUUGAUUUGGUUGGGUUGUGCUGCCAUAUUGAUGAGGAGCAUCCUAUAGAAGCAAAGUCUGGGAAAUUGAAACUCUAUAAAAGUGAGUCUUAUUCAAAUCCUUUUUCAAGAAAGGAGUUUCAAGAUGGACGUUUCCGAACUCUUCCUACUGGGUCAUCUCCUGCGGUUUCUACCUCUAAGAUGGCGCCUGAUCCACUGCUAUCAUUUCUUUACAAUGCACCUGCUGAUGACAAGUCUGAAAGUAUGCAACCUGAUUCUUCAUCUGAAGUGAGCUUAGAAGAUGAAAACUCUGAGGAGACAAUAUUAGAUAGAACUUCUCAGCUAAUUCCUUUAUCAGACAAAGACCAAAUAGAGAAGGCUGGGAGAUGCGAGUUUGUACAGGGACUAUUCUUGUCCGCCAUCCUUGAUGACAGCUUAUGAAUGGGAUACAUAUCUUGUUGGUCAUCAGUUUCUCAAAUUUUAAUGUAGACUUCCAUGAUCAACAUUGUGUUAGAUAUGCUGAUGCAUUUGAUAGAAAGGGCCCAAGUUAGAUAUAGGAAAUUGAAUGUAAUGCAUGUUGCUAGUUAAUGUUAUCACAUAGGUCCAAAUAGAGCCAGACUCUUUAAGUUCCCGUCUCAGAAUUGUAUUUUCAUGGUGGGAUUAUUUAAUGUUUCACUUUUCUUAUGGCUCUAAUACAGAAUUAACUCUUUGGAAA
This is a messenger RNA of Quercus robur (English oak), 1141 nucleotides long. Its product is annotated as protein DEHYDRATION-INDUCED 19 homolog 5-like. NCBI's taxonomy places the organism in Eukaryota, Viridiplantae, Streptophyta, Magnoliopsida, Fagales, Fagaceae. The record is from RefSeq and is a predicted model, not a curated record. Bases 289 to 867 code for a protein of 192 amino acids. The transcript is spliced from 4 exons.